This is a messenger RNA of Phalacrocorax carbo (great cormorant), 5608 nucleotides long. NCBI's taxonomy places the organism in Eukaryota, Metazoa, Chordata, Aves, Suliformes, Phalacrocoracidae. The record is from RefSeq and is a predicted model, not a curated record.
UCCCGGCGGGGUUCACUGCGCCUGCGCCCGGAGUUGCAAGAUGGCGGACAGUGCGGAACUAAAGCAAAUGGUUAUGAGCCUUAGAGUUUCUGAACUGCAAGUACUUCUGGGUUACGCUGGGAGGAACAAGCACGGACGAAAACACGAACUUCUCACAAAAGCACUGCAUUUGUUAAAGGCUGGCUGCAGUCCUGCUGUACAAAUGAAAAUCAAAGAACUCUAUAGGCGAAGGUUCCCUCAGAAAAUCAUGACACCUGCAGACUUAUCUAUCCCCAGCGUACACUCGAGCUCCAUGCCAGCAACUUUGUCUCCGUCUACCAUUCCACAGCUCAGUUACGAUGGCCACCCUGCCACGUCACCAUUGCUUCCUGUUUCGCUUCUGGGACCUAAACAUGAACUGGAACUCCCCCAUCUUACAUCUGCGCUCCACCCUGUCCAUCCUGACAUAAAACUUCAGAAAUUACCUUUUUACGACUUGUUGGAUGAGCUGAUAAAACCUACCAGCCUAGCGUCAGAUAAUAGUCAGCGAUUUCGAGAAACCUGCUUUGCAUUUGCACUGACGCCACAACAAGUGCAGCAAAUCAGCAGUUCAAUGGAUAUUUCUGGGACCAAAUGUGACUUCACAGUACAGGUCCAGCUAAGGUUUUGUUUAUCAGAAACCAGUUGUCCACAAGAAGAUCACUUCCCACCCAAUCUGUGUGUGAAAGUAAAUGGGAAACCAUGCAGCCUUCCAGGCUAUCUUCCACCAACCAAAAAUGGUGUUGAACCAAAGCGACCUAGCCGACCAAUCAACAUUACCUCACUCGUCAGAUUAUCUACGACGGUACCAAACACAAUCGUUGUUUCAUGGACUGCAGAAAUUGGAAGAAACUAUUCCAUGGCAGUCUAUCUCGUAAAGCAGCUGUCCUCUACGGUGUUACUGCAGAGGUUGCGAGCAAAAGGAAUACGGAACCCCGAUCAUUCUAGAGCACUAAUUAAAGAGAAGCUGACUGCCGAUCCAGACAGCGAAAUAGCUACAACAAGCUUAAGAGUUUCUCUUCUUUGUCCACUUGGUAAAAUGCGGCUAACUAUACCGUGUAGGGCCCUGACUUGUUCACACCUGCAGUGUUUUGAUGCCACUCUGUAUAUUCAAAUGAACGAAAAGAAACCAACCUGGGUGUGCCCCGUGUGUGACAAGAAGGCUCCCUACGAACAUCUCAUUAUUGAUGGGUUGUUCAUGGAAAUCCUGAAGUAUUGUACAGAUUGUGAUGAAAUUCAGUUUAAGGAGGAUGGAUCAUGGGCUCCUAUGAGAUCGAAGAAGGAAGUGCAGGAAGUAACUGCAUCUUACAACGGAGUUGAUGGAUGCAUAAGCUCUUCCUUGGAACACCAGGUGUCUUCUCACCAACAGUCAAAUAAAAACAAGAAGGUAGAAGUGAUUGAUUUAACCAUUGAUAGCUCGUCAGACGAAGAGGAGGAAGAACCGUCUGCAAAGAGAAGCUGUCCUUCCAUAUCUCCAGCAUCACCGUUAAAUAAUAAAGGCAUUUUAAAUUUACCCCAUCAAGCAUCUCCUGUGUCGAGAACACCAAGCCUUCCUGCUGUUGACACCAGCUACAUCAAUACAUCACUUAUCCAAGACUACAGGCAUCCAUUCCAUAUGACACCUAUGCCUUAUGACUUGCAAGGUUUAGAUUUCUUCCCUUUCCUGUCAGGAGACAAUCAGCAUUACAACACAUCCCUUCUUGCCGCUGCAGCCGCGGCAGUUUCCGCAUCAGAUGAUCAAGAACUCUUACACUCUCGUUUUUUCCCAUACACUUCAUCUCAGAUGUUUCUCGAUCAGCUAAAUGCAGGAGGAAGCAGUUCUCUGCCAGCCACAAAUGGUAGCAAUAGUGGCAGUAACAGCAGUCUUGUUUCCUCCAACAGCCUGCGAGAGAAUCAUGGUCAUCCAGUUGCAAGUAGGAGCAGCACGGACACGGCGUCUAUCUUUGGUAUCAUACCAGACAUUAUUUCAUUGGACUGAUUUUUGGAGUAAAUGAACUCGUCAGAGGAAAUCUUUGUGCUUGGUUUUACUUUAUGUUAGAAACAUAGACAAGUUUUUUUCCUUUUUUAGGGAAAAAAAUUUAUGUGUACAGAGAACAAAAGUAUAUUUUCAGUUUUACUUUUGUAUAUAAACCUAAGAUGGCCUCGCUGGUAAAAAUAAGAAAAAAAAAACACAAAACAAAAAAAAAUUAACAAAAACAAGGAGCUUCAGUUCAUUUUUAUGGAUGUUGAAGAUUACACCUGUGCAUUUGUCAUGUAAGUUACUUUCCCCCCCCCAUAGUUUGGACCCAAAUGGCAUUAUUUUCUUCACAGUAACAUAAACAGGAAAGGAGCUGAACUUUUAAAGUUCAAACUUGUGAGAGGGUUGUUUUUUUCUCUUGGAGACAUUUACCGUUGGUGGAAUCUAAUUUCCCCAUCCCAUAUCUAGUGCAGAUUUUAUUAUGCUUAAAGCAGAAUAAACCCUACCCAAACUAUUCCACAGCAUCCCCUCGGUUUGCAGGACAUAGCCUUUCAGGAGUGGGUUUGGUUUUUUUGAUGUUUUUUUCCUUUUGGUCAUUUCUGGUUCUACCUGGGCCUCCAUUCAGACAAUUUUUUAAAUUCCAUGCUUUAAUCAAGCAUGUUGCAAGCUCAUUAGUGCACCAGCUAUUCUUAAGGGCCAGACCAUAAAACCUCAGACUGAGGAUUUACUUAGCUGUGCUCGUAUGGGACAAGACAGAAUUUUUAUAGAAUCUAGCCUCUAAUAAAAGCAUUGACGCCUUGGACUGUAUUUUUUUUCUAAGAACUUACUAUGAAAGCCUUUUAAAAUAACGUAAGAUCCUCAUCAGCAAAAUAUUAAGCAUGUGUCAGUUUUAAAUUUGUGGAACUGCUUGUGCUUUAAAGCUAGCCAUGCGUGUAUAAAUGGCCUGUUGACUUGAGGCCUGUCUUAUUCUGUCUGGAGAAACCUACUUUUAGCUGCAGUAGAUCAAAUUUCUGCUUAAAAGUGACCUUGUCAACAAAAGGGAGAAAAUACAAACAACCAACAACCGUUGCAUGGUUUGUGCAGCUGAUAAUGGUCUUGGUACGCUGUCUUCUGAGUUCACAUCCAUCAAAAUUAUUAUUAAAUGUUCAAAGUCAGUCUCUUAAACCAAAAACCAACCCAAUAAAAAAGCCCCACCCUGUAGCCCCUGUACUCCAACAUAGUGCUACCUACUGAAGUCUCUUAGGGUAGUGGGUUUCCAAAUUCAGUUUUCUCUUUUUGGCCUUGUAAUUAAUUUGAUUUCCCUGAUUUUUUCAGUACGCUUAUGUUGACCCUUGAGCCAUACCUACUUCCCGGCUUCUUUUAUCUUUUUGUUUUUGUUGGAGUUGUGCAUGGCGUAGGAAAACCUUUUUUUAGAACUGGUGGGUCGUUGUUUGGGCUGAUCCGUUCUUAUCAGAGAGUGAAAUGUGUAAAUAGCUGGAAUGCAGUUUUUCAGGAGAUUCUUUAAAGUAAGAGAAGGGGGAGGGAAGGAGGUGAUUCUCUUGUGUCCCAAAGUCCAUGUCAGAGAGAGUAAAUAUUUCCUCUGAUGUGAAAAAUAUUUUUAUAACUGGUUGAAAGUGCAGGUAACAAGUUUAUCAGGAAGAGAGAGUAAGGAAUACUAAAAUUAGCAGAUUCUUGUCUGAAUUUUUAAUGUUCAAAACUGUUGAUUGCAGCUAGUUGCUUUGAGCAUUGACAAGGGCCACCUUUUGCCUAUGAAGUUGUCUCAAAAUCUUGCAUUGAUUAAAAAAGAAAAAAAAAAAGAAAAAAAAAAAGAAAAAAAAGAAAAAAAACUUUAAUCCAAGUAGCAUUAGGUAUUGCUGUAUGAUCAGUCGUAUGGUUAUUUGAAAGGUUCACAUUAUGUGGCAUCAAAAUCGUUUUUAGUGUUUUUACAGCAUCCCUCUGCCACUAAAUAGUUGACUUGAAUUUUGAAAACAAAUGUUUGUGUUUAUAUGUAUAUGUGUGUGUAUAUAUGUAUUUAUAGAUCUGUGUGUGUGAGUUAAAAGUGAGUUAAAUAGUUUUUCCCAUGCAUGUGUAUUUCAUACAUAUCUGGCUGAUAUAUAUAUUUCACCAUACACCAAUUUUAUAAUUUAUUAAAUGUCAGUUAAAAAAUAAAUAAAAGGAUAGAAAAUGGGAAAUACUUAUUUUUUAAACUCAGUCUGAUUUUGAAGUGAUUAAGCCUACACUAGGAAUAGAUCUCGUACAUUUUAGUCAUGAAUACUAAUCUGGUAACUUCAGAGCAUAUGCUUUGCUAUAAUACCGUUUGUAAAUGCGGAGCGCGACUGCCGUCAGCGUAACUGGGGGCGUGCGUGUUCCCAGCUUCUGAAACACCUACGAGAGAUGCGGGAGAGCUUGCGGCUGUUUUACCGACGAUUGUGGCAACGUUUCCAUUGACUGUAUUGUUAAAGAUGACCUGAAGAGCAGCUUAUGUCACUUUUGACAAUGGUAUUAAAAUCUUGUUAAUUCACCUAUAAAACGAAAUGUGGCGAGUGUGUGGUGACGCGGGAUCUGGCAUCUUUAUGCCUGUCUUAGCUUUUGGAAAGUGAGGUCGGCUGAUAACGUCUUCCAUUUCCUCACAAGCUACCCUGAAGGGAAGGAAGGCUGUUCAGUUCACCGUUGUCAUUUCUUUAACCUCAUGGCUCUACAAGGACGGGACAGAAAUGUUCUCAAGUCCUCCUUUGUGGUAUUAAUCCCAUAUGCUUUGUGAGUAUUCCUGUUUCAUGCUAGGGUGUUCUUUAUAGUUGAUAAUUCUCUGUGCCUCUGACCACAGUUAACAUUGCUUGGUAGAAGUCUCAGUCUGAGUUCUCGACCAGUUCCCUGCAAACGUCGCUCCAAAACUCAGCCUCCGUUGUCGCCUGUUAUCAAAGACGCAGUGAAGCAACCCGGGGCGGCCUGGCUUGCGGUACUGCUCCCUUCUGUGAUCCUUAGACUAGUGGUCUCUUGUCCUCAGAUUCUCCCACCGGAGGAGCGGGGUGCGCGCGCACGUGCACGUGUGCGCGGGUCGGGUGUAGCGCUCUGUGUACGUGCACAUACACACCGGCACGAGCGCCUAGCUGUUGCUCGAAGAGCAGGGUGGAAGUGGCUUUGAAUCGCUCUCGAGGGCAUGACCGAUGCGUCCUGUACAAGAUGGAAAAACCGCGCUGAGCUGUAACCUACGCCAUGCGCUCAAAACUUUGUAGCACUUCCAUAACGAUAGAUGCGACAGCAGUUCCAGGCUUGCCCUUUCCUCUCCGUGGCAAGGAGUCAAUAAGCCUUUCAAGGACGGGACGACUGAUAGAUUUUCAUUGGACUCUCUUGGACCUGCCUCCCAACACAGAGCUAAGGACUGUGAGAGAACGUUUUGAAAAUGAAUUCUUUGUCGCAGUUUAACAUUUCAGGGUUGUAAGCACAUUUUAAAUGGAAAGGAUUUUGGUUUGUCAGUGUAACUGGUUUUUUCUUCCUUUUGUUUUUUUUUUUUUAUUUUUUAACAGAGCUUAGAUUUCUAACAAGGGAAAAUUGCUGGUGGUCCCCGAAAGUGCUGCUGUUAAUUGUUUUAAUUAACAAAGGGAGAAAUGUAUAUAAGGAGAAUAUUAAAAAUACCAUUAAUUCCAUGAAUUUAAA